CCUUAUACCGUUUCUCUGCUGAUAUUCCUUUCAAGAAGCCGAUGAUAUAAUAGGGCAGCGGAUUAGUCGAGUUACUGUACAAUUUUCUCAGCCACCUAACAGCUACUCGUCAUUUCUUCUUCGUAAGCUCAAUCGAAACUCAUGUCGAUUUGAUCCAAGAACAUAAAAUUCGUUUUCCUUUUCAUUCUAUCAUCUAAUUGAUAUAUUAGCUUUUAUUCUUGUGCUAUAAUCUCAAGUAGCAAAACAAUGUCUUCUUCCAAUCUCACCAUGUGGGUCAAUCCAAAACCUUCAAAAUUUGAAACUUCUUCACUUUCUUUUCGAUUUCAAGCAAACCCAUUUCGCCAUUUAGCUCGAAUUUCGCAUCUUUAUAAUACUUUCUCUCAAUCAUAUUCAUAUAGUUCUCCAAUUCAUUGUGGUCUCCGUGAGCUAAGAGAGAGGAUUAGUACUGUCAAAAACACUCAAAAGAUCACUGAGGCAAUGAAACUUGUUGCAGCUGCGAAGAUUAGAAGAGCUCAAGAAGCUGUUAUCAAUGGUAGACCCUUUGCCGAAUCACUUCUUGAAGUACUUUAUCAUAUUAAUGAACAGCUCCAAUUAGAGGAUAUUGAUGUUCCGUUAACUAAUGUUAGGCCUGUAAAGAGAGUUGCUCUUGUUGUUGUUACUGGUGAUAGAGGCCUUUGUGGUGGUUUUAAUAAUGCAGUGUUGAGAAAAGCUGAGACCCGGAUGAUGGAAUUGGAAAACAUGGGGUUGGAUUGUUCUGUUAUUAGUGUAGGCAAGAAGGGUAAUGCUUAUUUUAAGCGAAGGGGUAAUGCUUGUGUUGAUAAAUUUAUUGAGGGAGACAGUUUUCCCACAGCUAAAGAGGCUCAACUGAUUGCUGAUGAUGUCUUCUCAUUGUUUGUGAGUGAAGAGGUUGAUAAGGUUGAGCUUAUGUAUACUAAAUUUGUGUCUUUGGUGAAAUCUGAUCCUGUGAUUCGUACAUUGUUGCCAUUGUCACCAAGAGGAGGUGUCUGUGAUGUGAAUGGCAAGUGUGUUGAUGCUGCAGAUGAUGAAUUUUUUAGGUUGACGAGUAAGGAAGGAAAGUUGGCUGUUGAGAGAGAGAGUGGGAAGGCAAACAGGGAGGGGAUUUUACCCCUUAUGCAGUUUGAGCAAGACCCAAUUCAGAUUCUUGAUGCAAUGAUGCCUCUUUAUUUGAACAGUCAGAUUUUGAGGGCAUUGCAGGAGUCACUAGCUAGUGAGCUUGCAGCAAGGAUGAAUGCCAUGAGUAAUGCCACAGAUAAUGCAGUUGAUUUGCAGAAGAGUCUUUCUAUUGCGUACAACCGAGAAAGGCAAUCAAAAAUUACAGGAGAGAUAUUGGAGAUUGUAGCUGGAGCUGAGGCACUAACAGAGUUGGAUUAAUUUAGGGUCCUAAUUAUCCUUCCUCUGUUGCUUGUAUCUGCUAGUCUUUUUGCUAAGAAUUUUGUGAUUAACAUCAUCUGAGUAUCUGACACCAGCUAUCAUCUAGAUGAAUAAUUGUUUGUUGUAACCAUAGCCUGAGUCCAUGUUCAAACUUUAAUUCAAGAUCACAUAAGAGCAAGAUGUAUUUGAAUCA
Ricinus communis (castor bean) is the source of this 1585-nucleotide messenger RNA. RefSeq names its product ATP synthase gamma chain, chloroplastic. The record is from RefSeq and is a predicted model, not a curated record. Gene Ontology annotation, biological process: proton motive force-driven ATP synthesis. Gene Ontology annotation, molecular function: proton-transporting ATP synthase activity, rotational mechanism. The transcript has 2 exons. Gene Ontology annotation, cellular component: chloroplast thylakoid membrane. The coding region runs from base 247 to 1392 and encodes 381 amino acids. Lineage: Eukaryota; Viridiplantae; Streptophyta; Magnoliopsida; Malpighiales; Euphorbiaceae.